Molecule: messenger RNA, 492 nt
Organism: Epithele typhae
Lineage: Eukaryota; Fungi; Basidiomycota; Agaricomycetes; Polyporales; Epitheliaceae
Exons: 3
Coding region: 1-492 (163 amino acids)
Source: RefSeq, a predicted model, not a curated record
AUGUCUUCGACCGCCUUGGUAGAUGAUUACAACCCCUCCGUGCAGUACAGCCCCAACUGGAUUGCGACGGAACAAUUACCAACGGAAGUCGAUGGUACCCGGCAUGGUGCCGCAGCCGCGGGGCUCACUGCGACGCUGUCUUUCAAAGGUACUGGUAUCCAGGUGGUCGGUGUUCUCGAACCUACCGGGGCCAACGGGCAGCCUACAACACAAUACGCCAUCGACGGUCAAGUAGUGGAUACGUACACUGCGCCAUACACCCCAGACGGUCAAACGACGUUCAACGUUACAUUCUUUUCUAAGAACGACUUGUCCUCCGAAGACCACACGCUCGUUAUCACGAAUAUGAACGGUCAAAGCCCGACGCUCUUCUGGCUGGACUACUUCCUCGUCGAGAACUCUUCGCCGCCGUCGCCGGCCUCUCAUUCCCUCUCACACCCGUUCUUCAUCUUCGACCCAAUCCGCUACCACUACGUCCUCGUCUCCUUCUGA